Molecule: messenger RNA, 4645 nt
Organism: Papilio polytes (common Mormon)
Lineage: Eukaryota; Metazoa; Arthropoda; Insecta; Lepidoptera; Papilionidae
Gene: jar
Product: myosin heavy chain 95F
Exons: 25
Coding region: 8-3736 (1242 amino acids)
Biological process (GO): vesicle transport along actin filament; endocytosis; actin filament organization
Cellular component (GO): myosin complex; actin cytoskeleton; endocytic vesicle
Molecular function (GO): ATP binding; actin filament binding; microfilament motor activity
Source: RefSeq, a predicted model, not a curated record
GGUGACAAUGACGCUGGAACAGCAGCUGGUGUGGGUGCGUGAAGGCUCCGAGGGUUUCGUGCUGGCUCGUUUGCACGAACUCCUCGGCGAGGAGGCAGAUGUCGUGCCUCUGGACAGCAAGCACGCACGCCGUGUUGCCAGCUUCGACGAUAUACUACCUGCUGGCGACCCUGAUAAGGAAGUCGAUGAUAAUUGCGAACUUAUGUUCCUGAACGAGGCUACACUGCUAAACAACAUAAUAUGCCGCUACAAAAAGAAAAAGAUAUACACGUACGUAGCCAAUAUUCUGCUGGCGGUGAACCCGUACGAAGAUAUCCCGGAUCUGUACUCCUCGGCCACUAUCAAGAAGUAUCAAGGUCGCUCGCUUGGAGAACUGCCGCCUCAUGUCUUCGCUAUAGCGGACAAAGCGUUUCGUGAUAUGAAGUCGUUCAAGCAGUCGCAGUCUAUCAUAGUGUCGGGGGAGUCUGGCGCGGGCAAGACCGAGUCCACUAAAUACAUACUCAAGUAUCUGUGCGACUUGUGGGCGAAGGGCGCGGGGCCUGUCGAACAGAAAAUAUUAGACGCUAAUCCGAUCCUAGAAGCUUUUGGUAACGCGAAAACAACAAGAAAUAACAACAGCUCCCGAUUCGGCAAGUUUAUGGAAGUUCAUUUCAAUGCUAAAUACCAAGUAGUGGGGGGACACAUCUCACACUAUCUUCUAGAAAAAUCAAGAAUCUGCACGCAGAGCGCAGAAGAGAGGAAUUACCAUGUUUUCUAUUUGCUGUGUGCUGGAGCCCCACAGGAGUUGAGAACUGCGCUGGAGAUCACCAAACCUGAUGAUUAUCAAUACUUGAAGAACGGCUGCACCCAGUACUUCACGAGCACGGAGUCUGAGAAGAAGAUCAGCGCGAGUCAGAAAAGCAAGCAGCAGUUGGCUAAAGGUGGUCUACGAGAUCCCAUACUAGAUGAUGUCGAGGACUUUCAGAGGCUGCAUCAGGCGUUGUCGCGCGUGGGUCUGAGCGCGGAGGAGCAACGCGGCGUGUACAGCGUGGUGGCGGGCGUGCUGCACCUCGGCAACGUCAGCUUCGAGGAGGAGGGGGGCGCGCGCGGCGGCUGCAGCGUGGCGCCGCAGUCGCAGCGCGCGCUCGCCGCCGCCGCACGUCUGCUCGGCGUCGACGCCGCGGAGCUGCGCAUGGCGCUCGUCUCGCGCCUCAUGCAGAGCGCGCGCGGCGGCGCCAAGGGCACCGCUAUCAUGGUGCCGCUGAAGCCGCACGAGGCGACGAACGCGCGCGACGCGCUGGCGAAGGCGGUGUACAGCCGCCUCUUCGACUACAUCGUGCACCGCAUCAACACCAGCAUACCCUUCCAGGCCUCCGCGUACUACAUCGGAGUACUCGACAUCGCGGGAUUCGAAUACUUCCAGCAGAACAGCUUCGAGCAGUUUUGCAUCAAUUACUGCAACGAGAAGCUGCAGCAAUUCUUCAACGAGCGCAUCCUCAAGAACGAGCAGGAUUUGUACAAGCGCGAGGGGCUCAAUGUACCGGAGAUACGAUUCGUUGAUAACCAGGAUUGUAUUGAUUUGAUAGAAAGCAAGAACCACGGCAUCUUCCACCUUCUGGACGAGGAGUCGAAGCUGCCCAAGCCUGAGUUCGGACACUUCACACACUCCGUGCACAAGCUGCUCGGCGGCAACGCGCACAGUUCUCGUCUGCAAGUGCCGCGUGCGUCUCGUCUGAAGGCACACCGCAUACUGCGAGAUGAUGAGGGGUUCCUUUUGAGACAUUUCGCUGGAGCCGUCUGCUAUAAUACGAACCAGUUCAUAGAGAAGAACAAUGAUGCUCUCCACGCAUCCCUGGAGUUCCUCGUCCAGGAGUCAUGCAGUGAGCUGGUGCAGCAGCUGUUCCUCACCAGCGAUAACACCAACGCCAAGGGAAAACUCAACUUCAUCUCCGUCGGCGCCAAGUUCCAAGCGCAGCUCGCACAGCUCAUGGACAAACUUAAGGAAAACGGUACGAACUUCGUGCGGUGCGUGAAGCCGAACAGCCGCAUGCAGGGGCGCGUGGUGGAGGGCGCGCUGGUGCUGGCGCAGCUGCAGUGCUCCGGCACCGCGGCCGUGCUGGCGCUCAUGCAGCACGGCUACCCGUCGCGCGCGCACUGCCGCGACCUGCACGCCAUGUACGCCGCGCACCUGCCGCACCAGCUGCAGAAACUCUCCCCACGGCUCUUCUGCGAGGCGAUGGUGCACAGCUUGGGGCUGUCGGACAAGGAGUACAAGUUCGGGGUGACGCGGCUGUUCUUCCGGCCCGGCAAGUACAGCGAGUUCGACGCCAUGAUGCGCUCCGAGCCCGACAGCCUGCGCGCCAUCGUCGGCAGCGUGCUGGCCUGGCUCGUCAAGUCGCGCUGGAGGCGCUCCAUAUUCGCGGCGCUCUCCGUUAUCAAAUUGAAGAAUAAAAUCCUAUACCGUAGAGAAUGUUUGGUUCUCCUACAAAAGACGAUACGAGGAUAUUUAGUGCGUCGUCAGCACAAGCCGAGAUACUCCGGAAUACAGAAGAUCAAAGCUAUAGAAGACAGCCUCAAGAAGAUGGAGUCAGUCACAGCACAACUGAACAAAGAAAAGGACACCGCUAAGAAGAAUAUAGAAAAUCUAAGGAAUUCUAUUAGAAAUGCUUGCGAUUUGAUUAAGCGUAAUGAGAAGAUAUCUCGUGCUGAGAUCGAGCAAAUGUACAGCAAAUUGAGCAAAGAAGCGGAGGCGCAGAUGGCCGCGCUGCAGAAAGCUAUGACUGACCAGAAGAACAGGGAGGAACAAGAGAGGCUGCGUAAGAUCGAGUCGGAGAUGCGCGCCGCAGAGGAGGCCAAGAUGAAAGAGCAGGAGAGAAUCAAACAAGAAGAGGAACACCGCAGGCUCAAGGCGGAGAUGGAGUCCCGGCGCAAGGCGGAGGAGGCGGCGCGGCUGCAGCAGGAGCAGCGCGACCGCGCCGCCGCCGACCUGCUGCAGCACCAGCUCCAGCAGGCCGCGCAGGCUGACCAGGACAACAGGGACAGACUGGAGCAGGAGCGCCGCGACCACGAGAUGGCGAUGCGACUCGCUGAGGAGACAAACGGACACGUGGAAGGAUCCCCGCCACAGCUUAGAAGUUUCCCAUCACUGGACACACUCAACGGGGAGAAUAAGUUGAACAGGUCGGAGCGCGUACGCAUGCAGCAGGCGAUGGCGGGCAAGCAGAAGUACGAUCUCUCCAAGUGGAAGUACUCAGAGCUGCGCGACACAAUCAACACCUCCUGCGACAUUGAACUGCUCGAGGCUUGCAGACACGAGUUCCACCGGCGACUGAAGGUAUACCACGCGUGGAAAGCAAAGAACGCCCGCAAGACAACCAUGCACGAGCAGGAGCGCGCGCCGCAGUCCAUCAUGGAGGCCGCGAAGGCGCCGCGCGUGGCGGGGCGCGAGGUGCUGGGCGCGCGGCACCGCUACUUCCGCAUCCCCUUCGUGCGGCCCGGCGGCGGCGAGCGGCGCGGCUGGUGGUACGCGCACUUCGACGGCCGCUACGUCGCGCGCCAGAUGGAGCUGCACCCCGACAAGACGCCCGUGCUGCUGCAGGCCGGUGUUGACGACAUGCAGAUGUGCGAGCUGAGCCUGGAGGAGACGGGGCUGACUCGCAAGCGCGGCGCAGAGAUACUCGACCACGAGUUCGAGCGCGAGUGGGCGCGCCACAACGGCCCGCCCUACCGCGCGCUCGACAGAAUCCAGCAGUCUUAGCAGAAUUGAUUUAGAUGAUCGAUACAAGUUUCUAACUCUAUUUAUUAAAUUUAAGAUAUAUUUUAAACAAAUUAGUGCUUUCAAAUGUGCCUUCAGAGGUCCUGUAUUUAGGUAUAAUGUAUAGCCUAACCAAGAACAUAUGCAUCCAUCCAUCAAUUACGAGGUUUUUUUAUAUUCCUGGUUGGGCUAUGAUUUUAGAGUCAAAUGAAAUUUAACUAUAUUUUUAGAACUAAAUUGUUUAAUGAUUUUAUGGUAGACUUAAAAUUAUUUGUCUGUCUUGAUUUUAUUAUACGAUGUUAGAGAAGAGAUUUAUUUACAAAAAUGAAAUUAUUUUGCAUUAAAAAAUAGUACGCAUUUUCUAGAAACUUUGCUUCAUUAACGAUAUAAAUUUGAAUUUAUGGAGUUUAUGAAAUACAAUAAUUAUUAUAUUAAAAACAUUUUUUAAUAAAAUUUAUGUUUUUUUAUUAGUUUAAAAAUAAAUUGGUUUAUAAAAGUGAAUGUGAUCAUCUAAAAAAAAUAUUUAAAAAAUGUUUAUGUAUACUACUCCCAUAAUAUUUUUACUAGGGUGUAGAAUGGAGAAAAAUGUAUGCCUUAUAAUUUCUACUGUAGAUUUAUGCAAUAUAGGAUUUAAAUAUUUUUUUUUAAUGUAAUUGAACUGUGAUUCGGGGCAGAGAUAAAUUUAUUUAAAAAAUCAUUCCUAUAUAGACUGAAAAAAAUGUCUUUUUCAUAUGAAACAGUAUUCCAUUUAGAACAGUAUUUACUUCACAGUAUUCCAUACAUUCCUUUUUAACUGUCAUAUCUAGGUGUAGAUAAUAAUAAAGUACAAUGUACAGUUUGAGUGCCUUUGUAAUGCCUUACAUGACCAUUGUUUGUGUUACGCUUUACCAAAUAAAUAUAAGAUUUAAACAA